UCAAAUACAAAUUUCUCGUGGUCGUUGAAGGUUGUUGCUAGUGCGCGCUAAAGAAAAGCAAAAGAAAGAAAAUAAAAGCAAAAGGCAAAAAAUUGAGAAACAAAAAUUCAAAUUGAUUUUGAGCAACACUCAACAAUAAACACGCUGGAUUAAAGUGUUUUUUUUUGUUGAUCAAAGUUAAACAAAUACAAGUUCCCAAAAAAACGCAACGACAACUCAAGCAAAAAAAAGUGCGUGUCAAGUGAAAGAAAAGUUCAACAACAACCAAAUAAAAAAAAACAACACUUUUUUGUGUUGAACAACAAAUUCAAAUAGAACAUUCCUCGCAAAAGUUAAACGGCAACGACCGUGUAAAAAGCCGCCAAAAUUCUACUCAAGGAGCGUAAAGCGAUCAUUUCGAAAAUGAAAUCAUUGACGGCCGUUUGUCAAACAGCAGGUGGCGCUACCUCCAUGCCGGCCAUGAAUCCAAAUGGACGCAUUGCGCGUCAUCCGCCGCAUCGCGGCGACGGCGAAAAUGCCGAAAUGAAAAUGUAUCUCUCCAAACUGAAAGAUCUGGUGCCGUUUAUGCCCAAAAAUCGCAAGCUCUCCAAACUCGAGAUCAUCCAACAUGUGAUCGAUUACAUCUGCGAUCUGCAAACCGAGCUCGAAACACAUCCCGAAAUAAAUAAUUUCGAUGCGGCCGCUGCCCUCAGUGGCGUCGCAGCCGCUGCAGCCGCCGGCAGCGUUGAUGAUGAGGACAGCGAAAUGGAUGAAUUGGAUGAGAUGGAAAUGAAUAUGGAUGGCGAUGUGCUUGCCAUGCGUUUGGCUGCCGAACAACAGGAGCAGCUGGCGAAAAUCUCUAGUCCCGCUGCAGCAGCGACGCGUCUGCCGCUGAUCGAUCGUCAGAGCCCCAACACAAUUCUGCCCGCCGCAGCAGCAGCAUCGGCAGCAGCCACCAGCGCAGCACAAACAACAACAACAGCAGCAACAGCGGCGCCAGUUCAACAAUCGUCCGAAAGCUUAACGACGCAAAACAGCGGCGAAAAGGACAGCAGGCAAUCGUAAAGCAGCUGAAUGAAUAUAAGAAGAAGAAACAGAAAUACUAGCUGUAGAUGGUGAUGAUGAAUUAGGAGGGGCAAGAACUACAACUAAAACUAAAUACACACACAUUUAAAAGAUACAUACACACACACACAUAUGAAUAGUGUAGUACAGUCAACUCUCCACUCAAAUAACUCAAACUCGUGUGAAGAUCUCCGCAAUAAGAAAGCAAAAAUCAAUUAAAAUACUUACAACUUACAUGCAUACAUACAAUACAUAGGCAAGGUAGCCACGCCCCCACAGUGGGGCACAGUGGGUGCCAAAGCAUUUCACACCAAUACAUUGAAAGAGUUUAGUUCUAAAUAAAUAACAAGCAAACCUAACUAAGUAGAUAUAAAAAAAGAAAAACAUUGUAAGCACUUAACAUUAUUAUUAUUAACUUGUAACUUUAAACGUUUAACAAUUAACUAAUAGCAGCAGAUAACUACGAAGUUAAUGAAGAUGACGAAGAAGAAGAAGAAAAACAAAACUUGGCAAAGCUUUAAACAAUUUAAUUUUUCCUUUAAAUGAAAUGAAAAAAAAAUGGAAUUUUUUGUUUUCUAUAUGUUUAGUUUAUUUUUUCGGUUUAAACGAUGAAAAACAUUGUUAAUUUUACGUAAAUCGAAGAUGAAAGAAGAAAAUGCAAAGCAGAAAACAGCAAUAAAAAAGAAGUAAAACAAAAUUCUAACAAUUUUUCAUUCUCAUUUUUUAUUUCAAUUACAAAUUUCCUAUUAAUUUUAAUAUAAUUACAAAACUAAACUACUAAAAUAUGAAAGUCGCUUAAACAAAUUCUUCCUAUUAUGAUUAUUAUUAUUUAGCCAGCCAGCAAAUUGAACAACAAUUCAUUUAAUUUAUAAUAUACAUUCAUACACAUAUAUUAUUUAUGCUUAAUUUUCUCAUACCUCAAGGAACAAUUUGUUUAUCAUAUUAGUUGAGCGCAGGUUUUUCACCUCAGCUCCCCCAUUCAACUUCCUCUUUUAAAAGUGAAAUCAACAUGAAAACUUGAAUAUAAUAAUAAUAAUAAUACAUAAUAUUAAUAAAUAUAUAAAUAUAUGUUCUGUGAUCUGUAGCAUACUUUGUACAAAGUGUUUUUAUAGCGUAAUUAUGCGUUUUACUUAUAUUUUAUGAUUUCGAAAAGAAGAAAAUUCUGUAAAAUCUUAAUUAUCAUUUGUUUUUUUUUUGUGUUUCCUCCCCCUUUAUCAAUGAUGUAACAUAUUGAUUGAAAAGAAUGCAAAAAAAAUGAAAAACAUGAAAAAGAAAAAAGCAAAAGUAUAAAAACAACAACAACAAGAAAACAAAUUAAAUUUUAGCUCUUACAAAAUAAAAAUUACAUUAUAUGGAAAAAAAUGAAAAUUUCAUCAAA
Molecule: messenger RNA, 2422 nt
Organism: Drosophila albomicans
Lineage: Eukaryota; Metazoa; Arthropoda; Insecta; Diptera; Drosophilidae
Gene: emc
Product: protein extra-macrochaetae
Exons: 2
Coding region: 403-1044 (213 amino acids)
Biological process (GO): cell differentiation; negative regulation of transcription by RNA polymerase II; circadian regulation of gene expression
Cellular component (GO): cytoplasm; nucleus
Molecular function (GO): transcription regulator activity; protein dimerization activity
Source: RefSeq, a predicted model, not a curated record